AUGGCUAAGCGGAAGGAGAGUGGCCCUGAGGAGGGACGUAUGAGCACAGAGCAGGAUGAUAAAAAAGCACAGUUGGUGUUUUUCAAAAAGAAAGUCAUAGGGGAAAUCUACAGAAGCUGGGGGACUGAAACUUCUUGUCCCAGGUUUGCGGAUUCCCCUUUUCUGUUCCCUCCUGGAAACAGUGGAGUUCACUUGGAUUAUGCCCCCACCUGGAGUUUUCAGGGAACUAAAUUGAUUCCCUCCAAGUCACCAGAAGUUCCCCAGGAAGCCUGCAGCUGCUUUCGGUGCUGGCUGCCUGAUGGUCUCUCUGGCCCUGCAAAGUCUGAGGUACAUCCAGGCCUGCACGUUCCCCUGAACACAGCACAGAUGGCAAAGACUCACCAUGGAGAUGCCUUUGUACCCACCUGUUUUGUCACCCUGGUCUGUCUGCAUCUCCUGCCUGCUGGCUUCUGUAAAAUUGGGAAUGAUGAUUUUAAGGUUCUUGGGCCCGACUGCCCUAUCCUGGCCACAGUAGGGGAAGUCGCUGAGUUGUGGUGCAGCCUGUCGCCCAACAUCAGCGCCAAGGACAUGGAGCUGAGGUGGUACCGGGGCCAUCCCUCCAAGGCUGUGCAGGUACACAGGAAGGGACAAGACCUGCCUGAGGACCAGAUGCCAGGCUACCGGGACAGGACGGCCUUUCUGACAGACCACAUCGCUAUGGGCAAGGCUGCUGUGAGGAUCCACAAUGUCACAAUAUUUGAUAAUGGGACAUACUGCUGCCUCUUCAGGGAAGGCAAUUCAUCUGGCCAGGCUGCCCUGCAGCUGCAGGUGGCAGGGCUGGGCUCUGAGCCCACAAUCGAAGUGAUGGAGGACCAGCAUGGAGGUGUCAGGGCGGAGUGCACCUCAGAGGGCUGGUACCCGGAGCCCCGGGUGGAGUGGACAGACUCCACGGGGAAGGCAAUAGUUUCUGUGCCAAACCUCUCAGCCUCCAACACCACUGGCCUCUGGGCUGUGGUAUCCAGUGUGACCAUUGAGGACCGGACUGUGGAGAGUAUCUCCUGCUCCAUCUCCAGCCCCCUCCUCCCUGAGAGGAAGGUGGCCAAGUACAACCUACACUGUUUCUUCUUCAGAAGAUCUUCAAUGACAGCAUGGAUAGUAGCUAUGUGUCUGAUCUUUGCUCCAGUGGGACUCACAAUAGCUUUGAUGACCUAUAUCUUCUGGAAACAUUAAAGGAAAAGGAACAGAGAAUCUCUGGGAAAAAAGAGCGAAGGGAAGAGGAACAGAGACAGCAAGCCAUCCAGUGGGAAUAGAGUCCAGUCACACCCUGGUGGGCAGGUCUCCAUAACAGAGCACAUGCUCUCAUCCUCAUCUGGAACCCUGAGGCAAAGCCCUAAGCCCAGCUUUAUUCUGUGUGUUCUCAGACACAAUAGUGAUGAAAUGUUCACUGGGGACCUCAGCUGUGGGGCUGCCCGAUUACCACCUAGGUGGUGAAGACCAUCCAUCUCUUAGUGAUCUCUGGGUUAUUCUUCACUACACGAUUCUGGGCAGGCUUGUUGGUCCCACUCUUGGAAACAGAUCUGAGCUUGAACCCUAUGUCCAAUGGGUGCUCAUUGAGGAACCUGGCUGUGAACCCUGAGUUGCGCGUCUGCUGGAGUUGUUAACACUGUCUUGAAAAAUCACUGCAGCAACCACUCCAAUAGCGCUCACUGCAGAGCCACUGCUUGGGGAG
Messenger RNA from Nycticebus coucang (slow loris), 1708 nucleotides. Its product is annotated as putative butyrophilin-like protein 10. The transcript has 6 exons. Gene Ontology annotation, molecular function: signaling receptor binding. Lineage: Eukaryota; Metazoa; Chordata; Mammalia; Primates; Lorisidae. Gene Ontology annotation, biological process: T cell receptor signaling pathway; regulation of cytokine production. Bases 1 to 1209 code for a protein of 402 amino acids. The record is from RefSeq and is a predicted model, not a curated record. Gene Ontology annotation, cellular component: external side of plasma membrane.